CUUUUCUCUCUCCUCCCUUUUUUGUUACUUUCUUUUUGAUUCAUCGGUUUAAAAACGACGAUCCAGAACAGCUCAUGAAUGUAGAAGAACAGAGCGAAUUCGGGCGAAUAUGUGGCGAUAGCGGUGUGUGCCACUGCGACUGGCGUCUUACCAUCACGAACUGUGAAGAAGCAUCGGCACUGAAGAUCGUAUACAUUAUUAACGCCGUCUUAUCGGCAGUGCUUGCUUUCACUGCUGCAUUCAUCGUAUUCCAGCGCGUUUACUAUCACCAACAAACACUUUUUGACUGCAGAACGGGAAUUCCGAGACCAAAACCGAUAGAGAGCAUGGGUGUGAUGGGCGUCGUCUUCCACUUGUUACGGGUAGUUCACGCGAUCAUUCUUGUACUCGACGCUGCGCCUAACGUUGGGUUUCGCUCAUUUCUCUUUGAGUUCCCAUGGCAAUUUGCCUUUGGUGCACUGGCCUGCUAUCUAUUCGGCAUAGCACAUACACUUUCAAAUAGUAGCAAGGUGAUAUACGACAACUGGAUCCGCUCACCCUACAUCAUCGAUGGAGCUUGUGUUGCCGUCAUUACCCUGCCGUAUAUUACCAACAAUAUUUGCGCAAUUGCCGCGGGUGUGUUCGCUGAUCGCGGUGAUUUCGUGCUCGCCGCCAAUUUUACCGAUGCUCUGUACUACCUGUGGACAUUCUAUACCACUUCCCUCGCUAUUUUGAUCCUUUAUGCAGGCUUCCGCUUAAUACGACUCUUACGACACCAUUUCAUUGACAAGCCAGGUGCAACUGGCGAAGACGUUAACAAGUUCUCGUUGGGCGCACUCAAAGUCAAAAUCAUCAUUCUGACAGCGUUCUUUUGCUUGAUCCUGUUUGCAAUCAUGGUUGUCCUGUACGGCGUCUCGCGCGUCUCCAUAUCGCUUUACAUGCCAUAUAACCUUACAUUUGCGGUGAUUUGGACGUUCAAUGGUAGCAUUGCCACUGGUCUCAUCAUUUUCGCCGUGAUCCUCAACCCACGCAUGGCGACGUUGGCAGGAUUGGUAUCAUCCAGCACUGGUGGUGGUGAAAACACCGGCAUUUCAUUUUCUCGGAUGUCAAAAUGGCUUAACAGCAGAGGCAGCAUGACGAGCGCCAGCGCCACUACAGCAAUCAACAGUAGUGACUUACCAAAAUCAAGAAUGCAAACAUCAGAAAAGAAGUCGUUGGAUUUGGAAAGUGUGUCAAGAGUGAGCAGCGGGUAUUCCAAUAGCAGACAUCAUUAUCAAAGUAUCGAAAUGAUCGAGCAUAGCCAGAUUCAGAGUCGUGUCGAAGAAGAUCAGUUGCAAUAUAAUGCAAUGACGAGUACUAUCCGAGCACCGCCGCGUAAUGCUACUACUUAUACGGACGACUCUCGCUAUCGGCUAUGAUAGCAUUUUCUAACCACUUGCUUACAAUAACAACAACGACUACAUAUCAUUGCUAAUGAUGACCAUCAGAAGACCUGGCAUGGGAAAAACAGCAUUUGCAAUUACUUUUUUAUUCUUUGCUAUCCAAUAGCAGGACUUAGCUAAUGUAUAUAUUUAGCUACAAGUGGCAUUAUCACAUUUCAUUCAUUAUCCCAUUAUUACUAAUUUCUCUCUUACCACCCUCAUACUAAUAUCACUUGACUCUAUUUUCUCCACUUCUCUACAAUAUUUUUGAUAAAUUCUAGUUAAGUUUCCUGAUAACUGUACUACUUAUUUAAUCUUUGUAUAUAAAAUUUAUAUGAACCAGAAAUAAAAAG
Molecule: messenger RNA, 1753 nt
Organism: Zychaea mexicana
Lineage: Eukaryota; Fungi; Mucoromycota; Mucoromycetes; Mucorales; Lichtheimiaceae
Exons: 7
Coding region: 75-1397 (440 amino acids)
Source: RefSeq, a predicted model, not a curated record